UAUAAAUGUUACCAAUUGGGUCAUUGUGUACUUCCUUAUCAGAAUAAGCGAUUCUGAUAUACUAACUAUUAAUUAUUGUUGUUUAUGUAAUUUGUACAUCUUUCGCAGAAACGUUAUAGUGGGUAGUAUUUAAUCACAGCGAGAAGCUUUUCGACAAAACCCAGUCGUUGUUAACAGUCCGUCAUAAUCUUGUUUGUGUAUUUAAAGAAUUCAUCGUUUUGGUGAUGUGGUAAUUAGCUGUUUUGGUAGCGAAUUAAACUGCAGAGUGCAAAUUGCUUGUUAACAAUAGUCAGUUCCACUAAGAUUAAUUCUAUAAGCAUUAAGCAAUGACCGAGUACACUACUGACAGUAACAUAUACUUUAGAAAUGAUACCGCCUAUGAAGAUUAUAACGAAUUUGAAAAGGAAAUAAGUGCCCUUGAAUAUGAAAUUGGGCACUAUCGCAAUAUAUUCAUCUUUAUUACGCGAUACAUUACAUCAUUAGCUAUUUAUUCGAUAAGCAUUAAGAACAAUGACCGAGUACACUACUCACAGUAACAUAUACUUCAGAAACGAUACCGCCUAUGAAGAUUAUAACGAAUUUGAAAAGGAAAUAAGUGGCAUUGAAUAUGAAUUUGAACACUAUCACAAUAUAUUCAUCUUUAUUACUCAAUACAUCACAUCAUUAGCUGUAAUAAUUGUAACCUUAGCAGUUAUAUGUAGUACUUGCUUUAUAACAUUUUUAAUUUGUAAGUUUAAGAGGCUUAGAACACGAACGAACUUUAUUCUUUUAAAUUUAAUGAUAACUUCUACGAUAUUUACUUUUACAGUUUCAUUCCUAUAUAUUAUAGAGACAUUUGCAGGACUUCUUAUUGCGUUUUAUUAUGAAUAUAUAUUCUAUAUUGUAUUUAUUAUAGGUUUUAUGAGUGUUAAUACGACUCUUUUAUUUGUUUUAUAUCUUGCAAUUGAUUGGCUUAUUUCAGCAAACAAUUUGAAUAUGUUAUCCAAGUGUCAGAAAUCAUCGUAUCGUUUUAUUAUUUUAGGUAUUUACAUUUUUUCCUUAAAGGACUUUCUACUAUAUUUUUUGCUAUCAGAUAAAACUGUACCUUAUUUGACAAUUGAAACAAUUAGCGUCGGUUUACUUUUUAUAUUAACAGGAAUAAUCGUGCUUGCAUUUCUUAUUAUGAAAAAAUGUAAACGCUAUUCACCUGAGCAAUCAAAAACUGAAUAUUCUUUAGCUAUUUCUUGCACUUUUUUCGCAAUGUGGUUACCAGUGAUUAUUACAUUUAUCUGCGCAAUAAUUAUUCCGUCCCUUUUACGUGUACCAGUAGGCUACAAAUAUUCUUUUAUAUUUACUCUUAUAUGUCAAACUUUAAGUGUUUUUGGUCUUGCGUCUCCUGUGGCUUAUUUAAUUGUAUUAUCUAUAUUAGAUAUGAAUUUUAAAGCAUCUUUUGACUAUGUUUUUAAAAGAACUGUUAGAAAUUAUACCCAGCAAGAAUGCGAUGAAGAUUUUGAAACUGUAUAGAAUAUAGAAUAAAAGGCGUGCUACAUUGUAAGUUUGGCACGUUUUAUGAUUAUAGUCAAAAUCGCUCUUAUCGUGCGGGUGUAUCGGAUUAUCAAUGACAAACUUUUGUAGUUACGUUUCAUUUCAAUUUGCGCAACAACGUUUAAAAAAUGGUGCAAAAGGUUGUAUAUAAAAACAAGAACAAUCUUAUUCCCAACAAGGAAAAAAAGUGUAAAAGGAAGAAGCCGAAGACUGAAGAUUUAAGUAAAUGUGUAAAAAUGGAAGUAAGGGAUAGGAUUUAUGAACUAUAUAGGCUAAAAACAAAUAUAACGCUGCCAUUUCUGAGGGAUGUUUUAAAGCAACGCGGCACUUUGGAAAUUGGACUUUCUGCUUUAUCAAAAUUAAUUAAAAGCAUAGGUUUUCGCUAUAAAAAAGACUGCAAUAGAAGAUAUUUGUGUGAACUACCAAAUAUUGUGAGUCAACGAAUAGGAUUUUUAAGACAAUAUACACAAAAUGAAAAAUCAAAGUUAAGGAAAGUGGUAUUCUUAGAUGUAACUUGGAUAUUUUCAAACCGGAGUGGAAUAAAAUCUUGGCAAGAUGAAUCUGUGAAAAGCGUGAAAAGAAAAAAAGGAUGUGGUCAGGGAAAACGAUUUAUUAUUUUACAUGCCGGGUCUUCAACGGAAUUUGUUUCAGGUGCAAGUUUAAUUUUUUCUUCUAAGUCUAAAAGUAUGGAUUAUCAUGACAAUAUGAAUUGCGAAAUGUUUGAAAAAUGGUUAAAGGAACAGUUAAUACCGAAUUUGCAAGAACCUUCCUUAAUAGUAUUAGACAAUGAGUCGUAUCAUUCAAGAAUUUUGAAUAAACAACCAAAUGGAAGUUGGAGAAAAAGCGAAAUUUAUGAAUGGUUAGUAAAAGAAAAUCAAAAUCCCUUGCCAUAUAUGCUAAAAUCCGAAGUUCUUUCAAUUGUAAAAUCGCUGAAAAGACCAAAAAUAUAUGCUGUUGGCGAAAUAGUACGUGAAUACGGCCAUGAAGUUUUAAGAUUGCCACCAUACCAUUGUCAGUUUAAUGCCAUUGAGCUUAUAUGGGCAGGGUCAAAAUCUUAUUAUGAGAAGCAUGUGGGUGCUGGGCUUAGAUCUGACCAGGUUGAAGCUGUUUGGAAUGAGGCAUUGAAUCACAUCACAAAGGAGUAUUGGCGGAAAUCAGUGGCUCACACAAAAAACAUUAUUAGAACCUGGUGGAAGAGAGAAAAAGUACUCGAUAUCCAAGUUGAACCAUUGAUCAUUGCUCCAUUUGAAGAAGAUUCGGAAAAUGACGAACAGUUUUCCGACUCUGUUAGUGAUAACGAUAGUUAUAAUUAGUUUCUUUUUUUAGUCAAAUUUGUUACUUCAUUUUUACACAUUCACUUAAAUCUUCAGUCUUCGGCUUCUUUUACACUUUGUCUCCUGCUUGGAAAUAAGAUUGUUCUUGUUUUCAUAUACAACCUUUUGCACCAGUCUUAAACUAAUUCCAAGAGCUUUAACUACUUCUUCUUGUACAUUCCAAGCAAUCCUUUAUUUUCUUUUUCGUUAUUAAAAUAAUUAGCUUUCUUUUUGCAUUUCGUUUAUUAUUUAGGUAUGAUUAAAAAGUACACAAUUUUUUUUUAAACAAAGCUAAGUAAAUAAAUUGGUGAAUGCCCUGUGAGAUACAAAUGCCCGCCGCAUUCACCAGUUUUUUUUUUAAUUAUUUUUUUUUUUUUUGACUUUUAACUGAUAUAAAAGAAAAGAUAACACAAAUUUUUAAUUUUCUGUGCAUCAACGUAUAGAUUGGGUCGAACGACAAAUAAUAAAUCAUAAAAUUAAAAUGUCAUUUUAAAAGUGAGAUUGUAACAUGAACUUGCCUUUAAACAAAGAAAGUAGCUUUCUGGUCUCUGACUGCACUGCAUCACACACAAUACAAAUUAAUUGUUUGUCAUUAUACCAAAAUGUAUAGUUUCCCAAUAAUUAUUACAAAAACACACUAUCACACAUAAAAAAAAAAGAAGACAAGAUCAAAUAAUCGUUAAAAAUUAGACGCUGUGCCCUGAAAUCGACAAAUUAGUAUGUUAUGCACAUACAUAGGGUCAUGCUAAAUCGUAUACUAAUUUCUCAAAAAUUUAGGUAACAACCAUUUUUAAAUGAAAUAUAUAUAAUUUUAAUGAAAGGCUAGGGAGGCAUUUUUGCUCUCAUAAAAAAAUAUAAAAUGCUUAGAUUUAGAUAUUAUUGCGUAAAGAAAAAUUGUUAUUGAGAAUUCUGUCUAUUUCGGACAAUUUUUUAAAAAAGAAAAGUAAAUAUUAUGUCUGGCAACUUAACAGAAUUUCGGGGAUUCUAGGCAUAUACCGAUGAGGCAUAUACCCAACGGGCUUUAUACUUAUGGGCUUUUUCACGUCAUGAAAGGAAAUAACCAACGUAUGUUUUACAUGUCGAAUCUCGGAUACGUAGUAUUCCGCAGACAUUUUUACGGCGUUAAAGGCAUCACGUCAGUUAAUAAUUAUGAUCUAAGGUGUAUACGUGGCUUUAAUAUGUCACAUGACGGCAUUCAAUGUAUUGUCAAACUCUCAAGGAAAUAACAUUUUGGCAGCCACUGAUUUUUCAAUUUGAUUCAUAUUACGUGGUGACCUUUGAACCCGCACGAUAAGAGCGAAGGCGACUAUAUCAAUGCGAUCCAUCCAUUUGUUAUAUCUUUAGCUAUUAAAAAGCACGUGGAAAAAACGAUAAAAUCCUAUUGAAUAAAACUAUUCUUUAUAUUCUUCUGUAUAAAUUUAAAUACUGACUAAAGUGCAAUUUAUUCAUUGGUAGUUGAUACUCGAACAAUAGAAAAUUUUAAAUUUGUUCUUGUUUUUUUUUAAAAUAACUUUUAUUCUUAAUUGCUACUCCUCUAUUAAUUAUUAUAUGAUUACUUAGUUUUCUAGGGAUAAAUAUUUUUGGAUAAGGAUAUGUAGAGAUAUCUUUACAUAUUAAAUUUAUAAACAGAUUAUUUUUUCAUUUUUUGCUCAAAGAAAAUUAAGACUUGUUGUUAUAAAUAUUUUAACCUUAUUGUUGAAUUCUUCAGAAUAAAAUAGCUAAGAAAGACCUGCAUAUUGAAAAUAUUUAGGUUUAAAAUAAUUUUUUAUUUUUCUAUGAUUUAGACAAGGAAUAUCUAAGAUAUCUUAUAUAACUAUUAUAAUCAUAGUACAUAUUUCAUUGUCAUGUUAUAAAUAAAGUGAUGGUUAAACUCGAUUAGUGAUACCUCUAAGAAUAAAAUUUUAAGAAUAAUAAAUCCUAUCGCAAUCAUUCUACUGUCAGAAGUUAAAUGUUUAAAAUAAUCAAUAUUUGAAAUUUAAAAAAUCAUUGUUUUUCAUACGAAACCUUCAAUUAAUUAUUUUGAUUAAACUAAUUAUUUAAACGUGUGACCCACGUAUCAGCAGUGGUAUCACUACUCAUUUGCUUUCAAGGAUUCUCUGAUAAUUUUUAAGCUUAUAAAUAAAUUUGUAAUACAAAUUGCAUAUGAUUACCUUGUAGCGAAUUUGACCAGUGAUAGUUAUAUAUUUAGUUAAUCAGUGAUUCUUUAUUUUUUAUAAAGGUUAAGGCACUAAAUUUCUGGUCACAACUCUUUUAAUUUGCAGGGUUUUAUUAGAUAAAUAAGAUAGGCAUUUUAAAGACUUUUAGAAGUACGUUAUUAGGAUGUUCAUAAUUAUACUUAACAUAGAUCUAGAAACGUAUAAAAUAUAUAUUUUAUUUAAAUAAA
Anthonomus grandis grandis is the source of this 5220-nucleotide messenger RNA. RefSeq lists its product as uncharacterized. Bases 1653 to 2837 code for a protein of 394 amino acids. Gene Ontology annotation, molecular function: nucleic acid binding. The transcript is spliced from 3 exons. The record is from RefSeq and is a predicted model, not a curated record. NCBI's taxonomy places the organism in Eukaryota, Metazoa, Arthropoda, Insecta, Coleoptera, Curculionidae.